Messenger RNA from Torulaspora delbrueckii, 2268 nucleotides. RefSeq names its product MCM DNA helicase complex subunit MCM5 (gene MCM5). The transcript has a single exon. NCBI's taxonomy places the organism in Eukaryota, Fungi, Ascomycota, Saccharomycetes, Saccharomycetales, Saccharomycetaceae. Gene Ontology annotation, biological process: DNA replication initiation; DNA replication; double-strand break repair via break-induced replication. Gene Ontology annotation, cellular component: MCM complex; nucleus. Gene Ontology annotation, molecular function: DNA replication origin binding; single-stranded DNA binding; single-stranded DNA helicase activity. The coding region runs from base 1 to 2268 and encodes 755 amino acids. The record is from RefSeq and is a predicted model, not a curated record.
AUGUCGUUCGAUAGACCAGAGGUUUAUAGUGCGCCUGUGCUACAAGGUGAAUCGACUAAUGAUGAUGACAACACUGAAAUUAUCAAGUCGUUCAAGAAUUUCAUUUUGGAGUUUAGACUCGACUCGCAUUUUCUUUACAGAGAUCAGUUGAGGAACAAUCUUUUGGUGAAAAAUUAUUCUUUGACAGUGGAUAUGGAACACUUAAUUGGGUAUAAUGAAGAUGUCUAUAAGAGGCUGUCUGAUGAACCGUCCGAUGUGGUACCGUUGUUUGAAUCUGCCAUCACUCAAGUGGCCAAGAGAAUCGCGGUGUUGACGAAGACGUCACGUGACGCAGGUGUAGAUGAGGAAUUGACUGUGUUUCCCACAUUCCAGCUGGUGCUUAACUCAAGGGCUAAUGAGACUUUGCUGAGACAAUUGGACUCCGAUCACGUAUCGAAGAUGGUGCGAAUCUCUGGUAUUAUCAUUUCCGCCUCGGUGCUGUCGUCACGUGCAACUUUUCUAUCACUCAUGUGUCGUAAUUGUAGGCAUACUACAACACUACGAAUCAACAGCUUCAAUUCUAUCAGUGGGAAUUCGGUGUCUUUGCCGCACUCUUGUUUGUCUAAUUUAUCAUCUGGUACCAAUGAAAAUGGGUUGAUGGGAUCGACGGAUGAUGAAGGAAGGAAGAAUUGUGGACCGGAUCCUUAUAUUGUUGUGCAUGAGUCUUCUCAAUUCAUUGAUCAACAGUUUUUGAAAUUGCAAGAGAUUCCAGAGAUGGUACCAGUAGGUGAAAUGCCUCGUAAUAUAUUGAUGACAUGUGACAGAUACUUGACGAAUCGUGUUGUUCCAGGUACGAGAGUCACCAUCGUUGGUAUUUAUUCUAUUUACCAGUCAAAGAGGAAAAAUGCCCAGGGGUCUGGUGGCAUAGCUAUUAGAAAUCCAUACAUCAAGAUUCUCGGAAUCCAAACAAAUCUCGAAACUUCCGGGGUGUGGAACUCUAUGACAAGGUUUUCUGAAGAAGAGGAGGAAGAGUUUUUGCAAAUGAGUAGAAGACCAGAUCUGUAUGAACUAUUUGCAAAUUCCAUUGCACCAUCGAUUUUCGGCUCUAAGGAUAUCAAGAAAGCUAUAGUUUGCCUACUUAUGGGUGGUUCCAAGAAAUUAUUACCCGAUGGGAUGAGACUUAGAGGUGAUAUAAACGUCUUGUUGCUAGGUGAUCCAGGUACUGCCAAAUCUCAAUUGCUGAAAUUCGUUGAAAAAGUGUCGCCAAUUUCAGUGUACACUUCGGGUAAAGGUUCUUCCGCGGCAGGUUUAACCGCCAGUGUUCAAAGAGAUCCCAUGACUCGUGAGUUUUAUUUGGAAGGUGGUGCCAUGGUUCUAGCCGACGGUGGGGUGGUGUGUAUUGACGAAUUCGAUAAAAUGAGAGACGAAGAUCGUGUGGCGAUUCACGAAGCCAUGGAACAACAAACAAUCUCUAUUGCAAAGGCAGGUAUUACAACAGUUUUGAAUUCCAGGACGAGUGUUCUGGCUGCAGCUAACCCAAUUUACGGACGUUACGAUGACUUGAAAUCUCCGGGUGAAAAUAUCGAUUUCCAAACUACUAUCUUGUCUCGUUUCGAUAUGAUUUUCAUAGUUAAGGAUGACCACAAUGAGGAGAGAGAUAUCUCCAUUGCCAAUCACGUUAUGAAUAUUCAUACGGGUCGUACCACGCAAACUGAGGGAGAAUUGGAGAAUGCAGGUAUGGAAAUUAGUAUGGAAAAGAUGAGACGUUAUAUCACUUACUGUAGAUUGAAAUGUGCUCCAAGGUUAUCUGCGCAGGCAGCUGAGAAAUUAUCAUCACAAUUCGUCAGCAUCAGAAAACAACUUUUGAUCAAUGAAUUAGAAUCUACAGAAAGAUCAUCCAUCCCAAUUACUAUCCGUCAAUUGGAAGCCAUCAUACGUAUCACAGAAUCCCUUGCGAAGUUGGAACUAAGCCCAGUGGCCCAUGAGAGACAUGUCGACGAGGCUAUACGAUUGUUCCAGGCCUCGACGAUGGAUGCAGCUUCACAGGAUCCUAUCGGAGGUAUGAACGGAAACACAAAUAUCAUGGCUGAAAUACGUCGUAUCGAGCAAGAUUUGAAGAGAAGGUUGCCAAUAGGAUGGUCAACUUCCUAUCAAACGUUGAGAAGAGAAUUCGUAGAUACAAAUCGGUUCUCUCAAAACGCUUUGGAUAAAGCCAUUUACGCUCUGGAAAAACAUGAAACGAUUCAGCUACGUUAUCAAGGUCAAAAUAUUUAUAGAUGUGGCGUUUGA